CUCAGCUUGAUCUAUAAACCCUGUUAGUGACAGCCCGACCGAGCCGCAGUGUUACCAACUUUGCGAAGUUGCAACCAAAAUUCCUUCUUAUUUCAGCUUUCGACCGAUAGAGCCAUGGUUACUACGGAGAAAUUGGUUGCUGACGUCAAAACCAAGCCUGGAAAGGCUGCUGCCCCUCCAGCUAAGGGUCCCAAGAAUGUCCUCCGCGGAAAGAAUGUUCCCAAGAAGAAGCGCGAGCAGCUUCGGUUCGGCAUUGACUGCACCAACAUUGCCGAAGACAACAUUAUGGAUGUUGCUGACUUUGAAAAGUUCCUGAAGGAGCGCUUCAAGGUAAACGGAAAGACCGGAAACCUCGGCAGCAACGUUACUUUCGAGCGCCAGAAGAUGAAGGUGUACGUCAAUGCGGACGUCCACUUCUCCAAGCGCUACCUGAAAUACUUGACCAGGAAGUACUUGAAGAAGAACAGCCUCCGUGACUGGAUCCGUGUUGUGUCGAACGACAAGGAUCUGUACGAGCUGCGAUACUUCCGAAUCAGCUCCAACGAUGAUGAUGAGGAGGAGAACGAGUAAACCAGCGCUGCAUGAUCGGUGAAAAUGCUGGAAAAUAUGUCCAACCGUUGUGCGAUACAAUACAGAAGUGGGAAAACCGUAUUUUCAUCGGCGGUUUUGUCAAAAACGUAA
Messenger RNA from Anopheles coustani, 681 nucleotides. RefSeq names its product large ribosomal subunit protein eL22-like. Gene Ontology annotation, molecular function: structural constituent of ribosome; RNA binding. The record is from RefSeq and is a predicted model, not a curated record. The transcript has 3 exons. Bases 115 to 570 code for a protein of 151 amino acids. NCBI's taxonomy places the organism in Eukaryota, Metazoa, Arthropoda, Insecta, Diptera, Culicidae. Gene Ontology annotation, cellular component: ribosome. Gene Ontology annotation, biological process: cytoplasmic translation.